ACGCGCAAAAUUUGAAAGUUCACCCGGAAACAGUGGACAGCAGAAGAUAGGGUUUUUGCGCAUUUGACUUUUAUCAAUGUAAAAAAAAAAACAACUCUUAAUACCUGCAUGGCAGUCUGGUUAUCUGUGSUUCGGAAACCAUGUUGAAAUUUAAAUACGUGAGUCAGGGAAGCCUGAAAACGCUCUGUACCUCCGCUGACCCCAUCACRACCCGCAGCUUGAGACUCAACCAGGUGUUUCAGGGAAGAGUGAGCCUGUGUGGGCAGCAGGGAGGAGGAUGCUCUUUAGGACGGGAGGAGUUUCUGGAGGCUCUUCUGCAACUUUACCAAGAGUGCACCUCCCCGGAGCUGAUGAAAAUACAUCAUGUGGCCAACUUUGUCAAGAAAUAUUCUGAAGUGGUCUCAGAGCUGCGGACCCUGCAGCCAGGACCUGAGGACUUUGAGCUUCGUGCGGUGGUGGGUCGCGGCCGCUUUGCUGAAGUCCAAGUGGUCCGAGAGAAAGCCACCGGAGACGUGUGUGCCCUUAAAGUGAUGAACAAGAUGGUGUUACGCACUCAAGAAAAUGUGGUUUUUCACGAGGAGGAACGGAAGAUCCUGUCUCUGAACAGUAGUCCCUGGAUUCCACAGCUCUUAUAUGCCUUUCAGGACAAAGAUAAUGUCUACCUGGCAAUGGAGUACUUGCCAGGAGGUGACCUCAUGUCUCUGCUGAACCGAUACGAGGAUCAGUUUGAUGAGUCAGUUGCUCAGUUUUAUUUGGCUGAGCUGGUAGAGGCCAUUCAUGCUGUCCACCAGCUGGGUUACGUCCACAGGGAUGUAAAACCAGAAAACAUUCUCAUCGAUCGGACCGGACAUAUUAAGCUAGCUGAUUUUGGAUCAGCUGCAAAGUUGAAUGCAAACAAAACGGUGGCCAUCACCACAGUACCUGUUGGGACCCAAGAUUUCCUCUCCCCUGAGGUCCUGAGUGCUAUUAGCGGGGGUUCUCACAGCUCCUAUGGGAUUGAGUGRGACUGGUGGUCCCUUGGGGUCAUUGCUUAUGAAAUGAUUUAUGCUAAGUCUCCUUUUUCUGGAGACACGUCCACCAAGACCYUUCACAAUAUUCUCAACUUCCAGCGUUACUUAAAGUUUCCAGAGGAGCCACGUGCCAGUAAGCAGUUUGUUGACUUGGUGCAGAGCCUGCUGUGUGAUGCAAAAGAGCGCCUGGGUUUCCAGGGACUCUGCUGUCACUCUUUCUUCUCGAGUAUAGAUUGGAAGAACUUGCGACAAGUUCUUCCGCCUUUCGUUCCUGCAUUGCAUGCUGAGGAUGACACCUCUAAUUUUGAGGAGCCGGAGCAGGCUGCCCCCUGGCCAGCCUCAGCAAGCCAACGAGGAGCUCAGCCAGCGGGCUUUCAGGGCCAGGAUCUGCCCUUUCUAGGCUGGUUCUUCAGCAGACCUUUAACAGCAUUGGCCAAAACUGAGUCAGUGUCUGCAGGUCUAAACUCUCCUGCUAAGACCAACUCUAUGGAAAAGAAACUGCAUCUUAAAAGCAAAGAUUUACAAGAAACUCAAGACAAAUGCCAUAAGAUGGAGCAGGAAAUCUCCAGGUUCCAGCGUAAAAUGACUGACCUGGAGUCGGUUCUCCACCAGAAGGAUGUGGAGCUGAAAGCCUCAGAGACUCAGAGAAGCAUCCUGGAGCAGGAUCUCGCCACCUACAUCACUGAAUGCAGCAGCCUGAAGAGAAGCUUGGAGGAGGCCCGUGUUGAGGUCUCCAGAGAGGACGACAAGGCCAUGCAGCUGCUGCAUGACAUAAGAGAACAGGGCAACAAGCUGCAAGAAAUUAAGGAACAAGAGUACCACGCCCAGCUGGAGGAGAUGCAGGUGACCAUCAGGCAGCUGGAGGAGGACCUGUCGGCCGCGCGGCGCCGCAGUGACCUCUAUGAAGCGGAGCUCCGAGACUCCAGACAAACCAGCGAGGAGCUCAAACGAAAAGCUGUGGAAUAUCAGCAGAGAAUCCAAAAGGCUAAAGAGCAGGGGAAAGCUGAGGUGGAGGAGCUUCUCUCCAAGCUUGAGAAGACUAACUCUGAACAACAAGUGAAAAUKCAAGAACUCCAGGACAAACUGUCCAAGGCAGUCAAAGCGAGCACAGAAGCCACUGAGCUGCUGCAGAACGUCCGACAGGCCAAGGAGCGGCUGGAACGAGAUCUGGAGCGCCUGCGAGGGAAAACGGACUCCAGCGACACUUUAAAGCGCCGUCUAAGAGAGACGGAGCAGGAGGGUCGGAAGACCCUAGAAAACCAGGUAAAGAGGCUGGAGAUGGUUGAGCGGCGGGAGAAUAAGCUGAAAGAUGACAUUCAGACCAAAUCCCAGCAGAUCCAGCAGAUGGCUGAAAAGAUCCUGGAACUGGAAGAGAACCUGAGGGAGGCCCAGUCUACAGCUCAGAGGAUGGAAACCCAGCUUGUUCAAAAGGAGAGGCUUUUCGAAGAUAAGAUCAAGGUGCUGGAAGCCCAGAUGAAGACGGACAUGGCUGAGAAGGAGAGCCUCGAGGUGAAAAGGGCGCAGCAGGAGGAGGAGUCCAGGGAGAACUGCAAACUCAUCAGUGAACAGAAAGCAACCAUCAAUGCUAUGGAUUCAAAGAUGAAGAAUCUGGAGCAGCGCAUCGCUGAGCUGUCCGAGGCUAACAAGCUGGCCGCUAACAGCAGCAUCUACACCCAGAAGAAUAUGAAAGCCCAAGAGGAGAUGAUCUCAGAACUUCGGCAGCAAAAGUUUUAUUUGGAGUCUCAAGCGGGCAAGCUCGAGGCCCAGAAUGCCAAGUUAGAGGAGCAUUUAGAGAAACUAAGUCAGCAGGAACAAACCAGGAGGACCCGGCUGCUGGAGCUGGAGAGCCGGUUACGGGAGAUGGGCUUAGAACAUGAAGAGGAGAAACUGGAAAUUAAGAGACAGGUGUCCGAGUUGACCCUGUCUCUCCAAGAGCGCGAGUCCCAGAUCAGCAGCCUGCAGGCAGCACGGCUCGCUUUGGAGAGUCAGCUGCAGCAAGCUAAGACCGAGCUGGAGGAGACCACRGCUGAGGCCGAGGAGGAGAUCACCGCGCUGAGGAACCACAGAGAUGAGAUUCAGCGCAAAUUUGAUGCCUUAAGAGACAGUUGCUCAGUGAUCACUGACCUGGAGGAACAGCUUACUCAGCUGAGCCAGGAGAACGCCGAGCUGAACCGCCAGAACUUCUACCUGUCAAAACAGCUCGACGAAGCAUCAGACGAGCGGGAGGACAAGCUGCAGCUCAGCCAGGAGGUGGACCGCCUCAGGAGGGAGGUGGCUGACCGCGAGAUGCACCUCAACAACCAGAAACAGAACAUUGAGACACUGAAGACAACAUGCAGCAUGUUGGAGGAGCAGGUGGUGGAGCUGGAGUCUCUAAACGACGAGUUGCUGGAGAAGGAGAGGCAGUGGGAGGCGUGGAGGGGCGCGCUGGAGGAUGAAAAAAACCAAGCGGAGCGACGCACCAGAGACAUGCAGAGACUUCUGGAUAAUGAAAAACAGAACAGGCUGCGUGCAGAGCAGCGCAGCACGGAGUCUCGUCAGGCCGUGGAGCUGGCGGUUAAAGAACAUAAGGCUGAGAUAAUGGCCUUACAGCAGGCCUUAAAGGAGCAACGGCUGAAGGCUGAAAGUCUGUCUGAUACACUCAAUGAUCUGGAGAAGAAACACGCCAUGCUGGAGAUGAACGCCCGCAGCUUACAACAGAAACUGGAGACGGAGAGAGAACUCAAACAGAGGCUGAUGGAAGAGCAAGGGAAGCUGCAGCAGCAAAUGGACCUCCAAAAAAGCCACAUUUUCCGUUUGACUCAAGGCCUUCAAGAUGCCCUGGACCAAACGGACAUGCUCAAAACUGAAAGGACAGAUCUGGAGUACCAGCUGGAAAAUAUACAGGCUGUUUACUCCCACGAGAAAGUGAAGAUGGAAGGGACCAUCUCCCAGCAGACCAAACUCAUCGACUUCCUGCAGGCCAAAAUGGACCAGCCCACCAAAAAAAAGAAGGGUAUAUUUGGGCGGCGGCGGGAGGAUGUAGGCACCACCACCAAUGGGGCGCUAGCUCAGCAGGCCCAGCCGGCUGUUCCCAUGCAGUACGGUGACAUGAAAGUAGCUCUGGACAAGGAGCGCUCACGGUGUGCAGAGCUAGAAGACGCCUUACACAAGAUGAGGAUAGAGUUACGAUCCCUUAGAGAAGAAGCGGCUCAUUUCAAAGCACAGGAGCACGUGGCUCCCUCCACYCCGGCCCAGGCCCGACAUCAGAUCCUCAUGUCCGCCAUCGUCAAAUCACCGGAGCAUCAACCCAACCCCAGCAGCCUGCUCAACCCCUCCACUCGCUGCAAGGAGACAUCUACACCUGAAGAAAAGAGGAGGGUCACGUUUGAAAAGUUCGGUCGUCGCGUCAAAGAGAGAAUGCAUCACAACAUCCCCCAUCGCUUCACCGUGGGCCUGAACAUGAGGGCUGCCAAAUGUGCCGUCUGCCUGGACACUGUUCAUUUUGGACGACAGGCUGCCACUUGCUUAGAGUGCCACACCUUGUGUCACCCUAAAUGCUCACCAUGUCUGCCAGCCACCUGCGGUCUGCCGGCUGAGUAUGCCACUCACUUCUCAGAGGCUUUGUGCCGAGAAAAGGCAAACUCUCCUGCACUACAAGUCAAAGAAGCGACGGGACACGUUCGUUUGGAGGGAUGGAUGAAGCAGCCAAGAAAUGCAAAGCGUGGCCAACAAGGGUGGGAGAGGAAGUAUGUGGUUCUUGAUGGAACCAAAUUGUCAAUCUAUGACAAUGAGCCCAGGGAAGACUGUGUAAAGGCUGAGGAGGAGUUUGAGCUCUGUUUACCCGAUGGAGACGUGACCGUUCAUGGAGCUGUCGGCACGUCUGAGCUCAUCAACACCGCCAAGUCAGAUAUCCCAUAUGUUUUGAAGCUCGAGUCCCAUCCCCACACCACCUGCUGGCCAGGACAGUCCCUCUACUUCAUGGCUCCCAGCUUCCCUGACAAGCAGCGCUGGGUGGCCGUGCUGGAGUCGGUUGUGGCUGGAAGUCGUGGAUCUAAAGACAAAGCAGAAGCUGACGCUGCAGGUGGUUCUAAAAGACAGAAGAACCUGUCCCCUCUGGUUCAGAAACUUCUGGGCAAUUCUCUGCUGAAACUGGAGGGUGAUGAUCGCUUGGACAUCAACUGCACCCUGCCUCUCACCGACCAGAUUGUCUUGGUUGGCUCUGAGGAAGGGUUGUAUGCCCUCAACGUCAUUAAAAACUCUUUGACCCACAUCCCUGGCCUGACCUCAGUUUUCCAGAUCCAGAUCUUAAAGGAGCUUGAUAAGCUGCUGAUGAUCACAGGGGAGGAGAGAGCUUUGUGUCUGGUGGAAAUCAAGAAGGUGAAGCAGUCUUUGUCCCAGUCUCAUCUCCCAGCUCAGCCUGACCUCCAUCCCUUCAUCUUUGAGACGGUGAAGGGAUGCCACCUCUUCUCCUCCGGCAAGAUUGAUAAUGGGCUCUGUAUCUGCGCCGCUAUGCCUAACAAGAUUACAAUUCUGCGAUAUAAUGAAAGCCUCAACAAGUUCUGCAUCAGAAAGGAGAUUGAGACAUCAGAGCCGUGCAGCUGCAUUCACUUCACCGGCUACAGCAUCAUUAUUGGCACCAACAAGUUCUAUGAGAUAGAGAUGAAGCAGUAUGUGCUGGAAGAGUUCUUGGAUAAAAACGACGUUACGCUAGCUUCAGCUGUCUUUGCUGCAUCCUCCCACAGCUUCCCAAUCUCCAUCAUCCAAGUCACCACAGCCCCACAGAAGGAUGAAUACCUGCUCUGUUUUCAUGAGUUCGGUGUGUUUGUGGAUACAUACGGCCGCAGGAGUAGAACCGACGAUAUCAAAUGGAGCCGUCUGCCCCUCUCAUUUGCCUACAGAGAGCCCUACCUGUUUGUGACGUACUUCAACUCUCUGGAUGUAAUAGAGAUCCAGGGACACUCUGCUCUCGGGCCACACUCUUACGCACACUUGGACAUCCCAAACCCACGCUACCUGGGCCCGGCCAUCUCCUCCGGAGCCAUCUACUUGGCCUCUUCCUACCAGAACAAGCUGCGGGUGAUUUGCUGCAAAGGCAAUUUGGUGCAGAGUCAGGAAGGUGGAGGAGAUCUGCAGCGCAACGGCUCCGGGCGCAGUCCUAACAAGCGCGGGCCCCCCUCCUACAAUGAGCACAUCUCGAAACGACUCGCCUCCAACCCUCUGGUCCAUGGCGACCCCGGCACACCUCACCGCUACAGAGAGGCUCGCACAGAGUUUCGGCGGGACAAGUCCCCCAGCCGUCCACUGGAGAGAGAGAAGUCUCCUGGCAGAAUGCUGGAGAGCCGGAUCGCGGGUUCUCCCGGCAGGGCCAUGGCUGACCCCCGGUUAGAGAGGUCCCCGGGUCGAGCCAUGGCAGACCCUCGCAUGGACCGCUCCCCCGGCCGGAUGAUGGAUGUUCGAAGGGAGAGAUCUCCUGGACGAUUCGAAGAGCGACAGAGGCUUCACACUGGCUCUGGACGCACACCUAUAAACCCUGUUAACAAGGUGUGGGACCAAUCAUCUGUUUAAGAGGGCCGCMGAGCUACACGUCCAUUCGUCACGAACGGAGAAACUCUGCUUUGCAAAGCUGACGAGCAGAGAAUCUGCGAGAAUGUUACCAACUCAUCGAGAAACACUGCCACGUCUGUUCUAAAAUUAAAAGACCCUCGCAAGAAAACAACUGUAGCUUUCAGAAAUUCAAGCGAAGUCAUUCAGAUUAGGGUAUUUUUUUUCAAUAAAGAUCAAUAAAAGGCCAUACUGAACACCUGAGCAGGGAUUCUGUGAUGAUUUUUCGCAGAUAGUCUGCUCCAGAUGUGGAUUAACAAUUAGACCUGAGAAGAGUUCAGCUGACUUCAAAACAGUGGAGACUAAGAAAUAAGCACAGUCAUAGAAACUUUAUUUUUCAGUCAUGUCUAAAUAGUUACACACUGAAAAGGGCGAGGCUGAUCAAAAAUAGCAUUAAUAAAUGUGUUSCGCAAAAAUACCCAUCUGUCCACAGUAGCUACAGACCAGGACAGGCGUGUAGCAGGUCGCCUCUUCGACCACUCACAGCUCACAAUCAGUCGACUAAUUACAAUCAUUUCAGCUCAGUCGUCUGUCAGCUGCUGACAGGACUUAGCYGGAGAACAAAAUCCACCGAGCCGCUCCGUAGAACCACACUCGAGAUCAUCGUCUGCCCUUUAGAGCUUGACGCUGACCGUGCACUACCCACGACCCCCAGCAGCGACGGAGCAGCAACUUUCUAAARCCUUCAGAUCACAAUCUGACGUGUAAAUAGACGAGACAUAAUUUUAUACAUAUAUACUGAGAGGGAAUUUCAAGGCUGGAAAAAGCCGUGUCUAUUUUUGUUAAAGAACAAAGUGAUAAAGUGUCCUCUUGAAUGUCCAAUGAGUAUUCUUUUAACAUGUCCUAGCGUCUUUAUCAAGUGAGUGAUUGUAUCUGGAUCAAACUUGUGUACGCACACCCGUUUGUCAAAAGGCAAAACCUCAGUGCUGAACUAUAUGAAGGAAUGUGGUGGGGGGAGGGGAGGGGGGUCAUGUUUGGAGCUUUCAUUGUAUUUGAUCUUUUUUUUUGUACAGUGUCCCUUACUGUCGUGUAUCUAACCUAAACAGGUUAAAGGUGAAGAUUACUAUUUUGUUUUUCUUUUCCCCUCCUGAUUUGUAAAUGGCAUGGAUAUGUAUAUCUGAAAUGAAACCAAGUGCUGUCUUCUGCUUCUGCCUCAUUGGGUUUCUAUUUUAACUGCAGUGGAACAACACAAACACAUGAYUGAUCACCUCGUUCUUUUCACCUUUUUUUCCUGUUAUUUAAGGCAACAAUAACUAAAUUUUCCCCUCUUUUUCUUGACACUAAGUUAGUUAGUCUAAUCUGAAAAUUUGCCAAAUUCCCUGCAUUUAUUUGCUUAAUUUAACCAAGACAGUUUUAUUUCUGAAAAUCUCCAUUUGAUUUAUAUUUUAAUUUAAUCAUGUUUUUUUAAUGAAAGAUGAUGAUAUACCUCACUUGAACUUGCCCCAUGUGUCUAUCAACAUUUUUGUGCUCGGUAGGAUUUUUUUUCCUACAGCUGUGAUUUUAAUUUUGAAUUUUGUUUUUAUUAACUUCCUGAAUGUAAAGUAAAGCAGAUGGAAACUGAUUUACUGGUUUUUUAAAGCAUCAAAAAGGAAAUGCAACAAAUUGCACACAUGUUCAGUUGGUUCUUAUAGGACUCUGUACAAAAGGGUUUCUCCGUCYUUUUAUUUGGCUUUAUUUUUAUAUUUUUACGUUUCUUUAUGCUUUUCAUCAUCCUGAUUAUAAUGCUCUUWUGCUGGAUAUGAUCUUGAUGUCUGCUAACAAAUGUUUAAUUAGCGUUCCCUGUAGAGAUUUUGUCACAGAAUAUUAAAUAUUGUAAUCAUUGUCUUUCACUUCUAAUUUGUGCCUUUGUGUUUUGCUUGAGUUAUUAUAAACUUUACACAAAGAACMUAA
Austrofundulus limnaeus is the source of this 8483-nucleotide messenger RNA. It is a transcript of the gene cita, whose product is annotated as citron rho-interacting serine/threonine kinase a. The record is from RefSeq and is a predicted model, not a curated record. Gene Ontology annotation, biological process: mitotic cytokinesis; protein phosphorylation. Bases 141 to 6557 code for a protein of 2138 amino acids. NCBI's taxonomy places the organism in Eukaryota, Metazoa, Chordata, Actinopteri, Cyprinodontiformes, Rivulidae. The transcript has 50 exons. Gene Ontology annotation, molecular function: protein serine/threonine kinase activity; ATP binding.